AUGGAAGGUAUCACGAAUCGAGUGUACAAAGGCGUUAAAGGAUACUGGCGGAGGAGACGCUACCAGCGCCUUGGCGGGAACAGUCGCGACGAAUCUGGACCUAAACGGCGGAGCCGUUUCUGGAGGAUAAGAAUAACACGGAAGCUGAAACUGAAGUUCAAGUUUCGGUGCUCUCCGAAGAAGUUACUGAUCGGGAUCCGUGACGGUUAUGUGAGGAUGAUGAUGAGAAUGGCGACUUCGUCGGUGGUUACAGGAGGCGGUGGUUAUGGAGACGGUGUAGCGAGGUUUGGAAUGAAACCGGUGAAGGAGUAUGACGAGAAGAUGAUUAUCGAGAUCUACAAAUCAUUGGCGAUGAGGCAAGCUCAGUUUGGUGCCGAUCGAUAUCCACAGAUUACGAUUUCCCGAUUGCUGAUAUCGCUCACCUACGCAAAGAAACGCACAUGGAAUCAUCGAGUAAACCUCCACAUACUUUUAAUAGUUUCUUUUUCGACUCAAAUUAAAGUUUCUGCAUCCAUCGUUUCAAUCAUUCCGGUCGUUAGGAGAUUAAUUAGGUUGUCAAUCCACUGUUUUAGGUAUUUAUCUUUAUGA
Lactuca saligna is the source of this 588-nucleotide messenger RNA. The record is from the annotation of a GenBank genome assembly. NCBI's taxonomy places the organism in Eukaryota, Viridiplantae, Streptophyta, Magnoliopsida, Asterales, Asteraceae.